This is a messenger RNA of Mercenaria mercenaria, 1047 nucleotides long. RefSeq lists its product as uncharacterized. Bases 1 to 1047 code for a protein of 348 amino acids. Lineage: Eukaryota; Metazoa; Mollusca; Bivalvia; Venerida; Veneridae. The record is from RefSeq and is a predicted model, not a curated record. The transcript is spliced from 10 exons.
AUGAACAACCUAGUGUCGGAAACGAAAAAAAGAAACGGAACAGAAGAAUUAUCCGAGUCACAAACAGGAAUACAUGGAGGAAACAAAAACGGAGGUUCAAAAAAAAUCAGAGGGAAGAUGGGCGUUGCCAUGGGUAGUUCCAUGGCACCGACAUACGCCUCUUUGUUCAUGGGAAAAGUUGAAGAGGACUUCAUGCAAUCUGUACCAAUUAAACCAGAGUAUCUUUCAGUUUCUACUGAUGUCGUACCUCGUCAAGUCAUGGAUGUAGUUUUUGGCUGGGUAUUUGUUUUCACAUUUCUUUCAAAAAUAAUUCUCGUUACAUCCGAUUUCGACAUAAAGUUUGGACAUUUACUUGUGCUUCGUGAACACGAUCAGAUACAGCAAUGUGCGGAAUGUAUUCUUGAACAGGAUAAGUAUGUUGGGGCACGUGUAUCUGAUGAGACCGGUGAAUGCGAGGGACUGUCUCAUUCGUGGGGGAAGAACCAAGCCAUAGAAAGUGGAUAUGGAUAUGCGAAGAUUAUAUAUGUGCAAGAAACAUUUGAGCCACCGAUUGAGGUAGACCACAUAGCUUGGAAUAUCCCUGGUGUUCUGGAUGGAGGAGCAAAAAUAGAUUUACAUUACAAUUGGCCAUCAACCGUUUGGGGAGAUUCUUUAUUUGACGUCAAUGGCUAUGACAUCAUCCUGACAGAAGGGUUGUCGGGCGUCAGUGAUCACAGGUUUCAGAUGAGCAUCCAUGAAAUGGGACACAGUCGUCUUAUUUUUGAAGAAAGGAAUGGCCACGCAAGUAUUGCCGAAAUGCACUAUUACUCUUUCUCAGAAGGGGACUUCAGUGUGUCAAAAGAACAUAGGAUUUCGUUUAUAGCCAACGAAAACGUCCUUCGGGUUCUUGCUGAUGACGAGAUCAUAAUGAGGAGGACAUUGCGUAUCGUUCGUUUGAAUGAUUUCAGACAGGUCCCCAAGAUACCUUCGGUGCGAAUACAAUUACCAUCAGGUAUUGAAAUACUAGACCGAUGCAUGAGAGAGCAUAAGUGCGAAUAUGAAGCAUAA